CUUAAGGACCUAGCCCUAAUAAUUUAAAACAACUAAUUAACUUAUCUUUCAACUUGGGAAUAGGACGCGCCCAUGACUUUUCGUCAUUUUAUAGGCUCUCCCCACACACUGAUUUCCAGUCUGUACUGGGAUCGAAAACUGAAAAAUUCAGCCGAAAUGCCGUCGCCACCGCCCUCCACAAAAUCGCUCGAGAUCUGCCGCGUCACUCCGCCGCCGGACUCACCGGAAUCCUCCGCCCAAUUUCCCCUACCCCUCACUUUCUUCGACACCUUCUGGCUGAAAUUCCCUCCAGUGGAGCGCAUCUUCUUCUACAGACUCUCCUCCUCCGCCACCUCAUCACCUUCCGAGUUCCAAUCCACCGUCGUCCCCCGCCUGAAGCGCUCCCUCUCCGUCGCCCUCCUCCGCUUCCUCCCUCUCGCCGGCAACCUCACGUGGCCGGCCGACACCGACGUCCCCUUCAUCCUCUACACCCCAGGGGACGGCGUGUCCGUCACGGUCGCCGAGUCCACGUCAGCCGAAGGCGACGACUUUGACCUGCUCUCUGGGGAUGGACCUCGCGACGCGAUUCUGUCGCGGGCUUACGUGCCGAAACUCGCCGUUUCGGGGCCGAACGCUGCCGUUUUGGCGCUGCAGGUCACGCUGUUCCCGAAAAAGGGAUUCUGCAUCGGGGUGACGUGUCAUCACGCCGUUCUUGACGGGAAGAGCACCGUGAUGUUCCUCAAGGCUUGGGCGCAUAUUAGCGAUGAUGAUGAUGAUGGUGAAGGAAUGUUGCCGGAUGAACUAACGCCGUCUCUUGAUCGGACGGCGAUUAAGGAUCCGGACGGAAUAGCGUUGGAAGACGUGAAGACGUGGACGGCUCUCUGUGCCGAAGAGGACAGCCCGAGAAGCUUGGCGCUCUUGCCGGAGGCCAUGCCUACUGCUGACAAAUCUAGUCAGUUACGAGGAACGUUCAAGCUGUCGAGGCAAGAUAUUCAAAAACUCAAACAAAGCGUAAUACGCUACUUGGAAAAGGACGACGACGAAAAGCGAUUGGAAAUGAAACCCAAUAAUAACCUGUCAACUUUCGUCAUCACUUACGCAUACACACUUGUCUGCAUGGCAAAAGCCAAAGGGUCGGAGGACGAAGAGAAGAAGGCAUUCUUCGGGUUCACGGCGGAUUGCAGAUCCAGAUUGGACCCACCGUUGCCUUCCAACUACUUCGGCAACUGCGUCAUGGCUUUCGCCGCCGGCCAAAUCACUGUCCGAGAUCUGGUUCACGAGGGUGGAAUCGCGGCUGCUGCUCACAGGCUUGUCGAGGUGAUACGGCCGUUAGAGAAAGGCGUCCUCGUGGGGGCUAAGGGGAAGCUGGCGAGGCUGUUCGGUGAGGCGGCGGCAACGAAAGAGGUUGGGGCGCUGAUCGGUGUCGGCGUGGCAGGGUCGCCCCGGUUCGGGGUUUACGGUGUGGAUUUCGGGUACGGGCGGCCCGAGAAGGUGGAGAUCACGUCCAUAGAUAGAACGUCGGCUAUGUCGAUGGCGGAGAGUGGAGAUGGAAGCGGCGGCGUCGAGGUUGGCGUUGUUAUGGAGAGGCAUGAGAUGGAGGAGUUCACCUCUGCCUUCUUUGAUGGGCUUAAACAUAUUUGAGAAAUGGUGUAUUAUUAUUAUUACUGGCUUAUAACUCGGCCCGUUGGCCGGAAUGUUCAUAUUUUAUUAUUUAUAAUUUUAUGUUAAGUUUAAGUCUAUCAACUUGUUUAAUUUUUUUAAUAAUCUUUCGAAUGAAAUGAUACAUAUAAAUAGGUUGUGUUAGCUGUAAACACCAUAAACCUAAAGAGCCAAUAGCCACCACUCUCCGUUGAACGACCAAAUUUUUAUCCACUCUAUCUUUAAUCUCAAGAGGCAUAUGUUUCAACCAAACAACUUCAUUUCCUCGGGGCACUUGUAAUAAGUUCGCUAAAAACAACACUCAUCUCCAAUUCCAUCAAUAUGUUCAUCUCCCCCUUGACUGCCUUUACCUGCUUUCGUCCACUUCCAUCCUAUCCAUAACCUCUCCAUUUUCAUUAUUAUCCUCAUCAUCUCUCACUUCUCUCUCUUUAACUGCUCCAGUUUCUCUUCCGUGUCUUUCAACACCCACCUCAAUUCAUUCACUACCCUCUCCAACUCCCUCUUCUUUGCCUUCACCUGUUGCGGUGGAACUUUACCUUCUACCAAAUCCAAACACAAUUUCUUCCCCCCCCCCCCCCCCCCCCCCACGUCCAUUCUCAAACUCAAUUCCAACUCUUCAACUCCAAGUUUAAAUUCAUAACUACUUGAUUGAAAUCCAUUCUAUUCGCCAUGGAUUGAUAUCGGAUUUGAAAUUUUCUAUUUUCCUAGCUUAAAUCCCAAAAAUAAAACUGUCGUGCCAAGAGAAACUGGAAGAUUAAUUUUCAAAUGCGUUCUUGUACUGGGAAGUGAAAGGGCCAAAUUAUUGCACGAUGGAGGGACUUUCGGAGGAAGUUAUAAAGAGAUAAGAACAAAGAUAAAUAAUUUCUUCCAUGUUAGCAAUUACAAAUUUACCUAAGCAAAAAUUAAGGAGAGCAUGAAUUUUAAAAUGGAUAAAAUUACAUGAAACUCUACUAUGGAAAUUGAAGCAUUAAGCAUAAAAAUAAAUAUGGUAGAUUUAGUGGGCUUGUUGAUCAUGAUGUAAAAGUCAUUAACUUUCCAGAGUUUAGUGUAUGUUUUGUAUCAAAUAGAAACAACAAAUUCGUUUAGUGUAGUUGGUUAUGAUUGUUGUCCUUGUUUGAAGAGACCUGGGUUCAAAUCUUGAUAUUGAUAUUUUUUAUUUGAAAUAAAUAAAUAAUUGUAAAGACAAAAAUGUCCUUCCUACUUUCACUCUCGUUACAGAAAAUUUGAAAUGGAGAAAAUUACACAAAACUCUACCAUAUAUUAAUGGGGAUUAUUAUUAUUAUUAUUAUUAUUAUUAUUAUUAUUUGGUGCUCAACUUUUUGGAUAUUUUCUUUGAUAACGACGGAUUUGAAGGUUUCCUGCCUCGCCAUCCGUGGGUUUGUUUCACUAAAAUAUCGUUUCGUCGUAGGAUGACAAAAAUAUCCGUAACCGUGGAUAUCCACCCGAAUCCGAUCUAAUCGGGUAGGGUAAAACCCGAACUCGAAGGAAAUUUAGUGGGUACGGGUAAAACUCGAACCCGAAUAUUGCGGGUAAUGGGUGGGCAUGGGUUUCUAACUAUCCAACCCGAACCCGCCCGAUUAUACGCAUGCAUGUGUAUUUUCUCUAGAAAUAAUAAUUAAUUUUCUCUAACAUAUUUUAUAUUUAGCAUAUAAAUAUAAUAUUUUAAUGAAAUUAUGUUGUUUUA
Messenger RNA from Linum trigynum, 3322 nucleotides. NCBI's taxonomy places the organism in Eukaryota, Viridiplantae, Streptophyta, Magnoliopsida, Malpighiales, Linaceae. The record is from the annotation of a GenBank genome assembly.